CGCGGGGCGCAGGGACGGCGCGGGCCGGGCGGGGGCGGCGAGAACGGAGGGUCGAGGCCGGGGUGUAGGGGCCGCUCGGCCCGGGGGAGCCUGCGCCCCGCUCAUCCUUGCAGCCCCGCGCCCCGAGCAUCUCCCGGAGGAGCGGAGACAAAGGAGGAUUCAUGUCCAAAGGGCUCCCCGAGACCAGGAGGGACGCAGCCAUGUCAGAGCUGGUGCCCGAGCCCAGGCCUAAGCCAGCAGUGCCCAUGAAGCCCGUCAGCAUCAACUCCAACCUGCUGGGCUACAUUGGCAUUGACACCAUCAUUGAGCAGAUGCGCAAGAAGACCAUGAAGACCGGUUUUGACUUCAACAUCAUGGUUGUGGGCCAGAGUGGAUUGGGCAAGUCAACGUUGGUCAACACCCUCUUCAAAUCCCAAGUGAGCCGCAAAGCUUCCAGCUGGAACCGGGAGGAAAAGAUCCCCAAGACGGUGGAGAUCAAAGCUAUUGGGCAUGUGAUUGAGGAAGGUGGUGUCAAAAUGAAGCUGACCGUCAUUGACACCCCGGGCUUUGGAGACCAGAUCAACAAUGAAAACUGCUGGGAGCCCAUCGAGAAGUACAUCAAUGAGCAGUACGAGAAGUUCUUAAAGGAGGAGGUGAACAUUGCCAGGAAGAAGCGAAUCCCAGACACUCGCGUCCACUGCUGCCUUUACUUCAUCUCCCCCACUGGACACUCCUUGCGACCCCUGGACCUUGAGUUCAUGAAACACCUCAGCAAAGUGGUGAACAUCAUCCCUGUCAUUGCCAAGGCCGACACCAUGACCCUGGAGGAGAAGUCUGAAUUCAAGCAGAGGGUUCGAAAGGAGCUUGAAGUAAAUGGCAUUGAAUUCUACCCCCAGAAGGAGUUUGAUGAGGACCUGGAGGACAAGACUGAGAACGAUAAAAUCAGGCAGGAGAGCAUGCCUUUUGCUGUAGUGGGAAGUGACAAGGAAUACCAAGUGAAUGGCAAGAGGGUCCUCGGCAGAAAAACCCCCUGGGGAAUCAUCGAAGUGGAAAACCUCAACCACUGUGAGUUUGCCCUACUUCGAGAUUUUGUUAUCAGGACCCACCUCCAGGACCUCAAGGAAGUGACACACAACAUCCACUAUGAGACUUACAGGGCUAAGCGGCUCAAUGACAAUGGAGGCCUCCCUCCGGUGCUAGGAAAGAAGAUUUAAAACCCAAGAUUGAAGGGACCAGGAGAAAGAGGAGGGGUGAUCAGGUCACCAGUGUCGCCAAUCUCGCAGCCUCAGUCUUUCCUGAAGGCUGAUUCACCCAUCGGGCCCUUAUCCUCCCCUGCCACAAACUUCCUCCAGGGUGGGGACCUGUUGGGCCAGAACGGCAGCAGUGUUACAGCACAGAGCUUGCUACAUCUCAGCUGGACUGGGUACCCGGUACCCAGCAAGGGAAGACCGAGGGGUGGGGGUGGUGGGCAUUGGAGAGGCUGAACGGGGGAAGGAUGUUUGGUACCCCGAGACCAUAGUCUCAGCCUCCCUGGAGAAGCUGUGUUUAUGUGACUGCUGCCAGCUGCUGGUCUACACACCCUCACCCAUUCUCAACCCCUGCAGGGAGAAGGCCUCCUGGGCAGUGUCCUUCCACCUGUGCCAGCCACCCCCUGCCCCUCUGCUGAAUGAAGGCCAUUUCAAGCUGCUUCUCCCACCGUUCCUCUCAGCUGUUAUUGCUGCAGGCCCAAGCCCCUCUUAGCGCUGUACUUGUCACCAGCCCACCCUCUGUAGGUGGGAGGGGCCAGCUGCCUCUUAGGACAGUUGCUGUCUCCUUUUAGCCAGGCCGAUCCUCCCCUCCCUGCAGAACAGAGUUCUCGCCUGCCAGCACUGCCCUGCUCCACUGUCUGUGUCAGCCAGUCCCAGUCCAUCUGUAGGGAGGAAGAACUCGCCAAGAGCUGCUUCUGCCCUUGCCAGCCCAUACCAGCUACUUGUAACCAUCUUCAAGGGAAAUGACAUUGCUCCCUACCCAUUCAUCCACAUGAGCUACUCCUGGCUUCCUUAAAGGGUCAAAAAAAGCAACUUUUCUGCUUGUCAGAGUCAUUGAGGUCAGCUGUGUGAGCCUUAUUGUGGGACAGGGGUUGCUUAAAGAUAUUUAAGAAGGUGGGUCACUUCAGAUGUAGGGGAACAAGGGCUAGGGUCACUUUUUAAAAUAUUGGGCUGGGGAUUUAGCUCAGUGGCAAUGCGCCUGCCUCAUAAGCCUAAGGUCCUGAGUUCAAUCCCUGGUACCAAAAAAAAAAAAAGGCCAGCUAAAAUAUCACCCCAGGUAGCUGGUACAUACCUACCCAUCCCAUAAUGCAGCCACUUAGCAAGAGUGGUUUUCCCAAGGUGAGAUUACUGGAGUUGACUUUCUCCUCAUCCCCCAAAUAAAAAAAUGAACUAAGCAUACACACAAAAUCCCAGAAACUCACAUGCUAUACACUGUAGGAAGAAAAACAGCACCCUCCUGUUCACUUAGCAAUAAGAGGGAUCUUUUCCCACCUACCCCCACUACCCCAGUCUCCUGUCCCUCACCCUGUUAAUGUGAGUAAUGAAUUAGCCUGGCCUAGGCUAAUGGAAAAUACCCAGCGGAGGGGAAGCCCCCAUCAGAUGCAUGAAUGUUGGCGAAUGUUGGCUGUCACUGCCCCACAUACUGUGUCUUUAUAGAACCCACCUUUCCUCACCCUACCCGCAUCUCCACCUGGACACAACUUGCUCAAAGGCUGGUGACUUGUGGGCCAUUCAUCUAUAACCAAGACCUGAUGGAACAAGAGGCCCAAGCCUAGGGGAUGCCAGAACGACCCAUUUCUCAAAUGUUACCAGUCCCAGCCAACCUUUUGGUGACAUUCUGGUUAAAUUUCCUGAUUGAAAACAAGCCAACAGACACUCAAACUGGUUGUGUAAAUGUUGCUAGACUUUAUGUGUUGUAUAACUAAACAUUGCUGUUUGAACAAUAA
Heterocephalus glaber (naked mole-rat) is the source of this 2953-nucleotide messenger RNA. It is a transcript of the gene Septin3, whose product is annotated as septin 3. Gene Ontology annotation, molecular function: GTP binding. NCBI's taxonomy places the organism in Eukaryota, Metazoa, Chordata, Mammalia, Rodentia, Bathyergidae. The record is from RefSeq and is a predicted model, not a curated record.